Molecule: messenger RNA, 3330 nt
Organism: Ornithorhynchus anatinus (platypus)
Lineage: Eukaryota; Metazoa; Chordata; Mammalia; Monotremata; Ornithorhynchidae
Gene: CAPN3
Product: calpain 3
Exons: 24
Coding region: 522-3218 (898 amino acids)
Biological process (GO): negative regulation of apoptotic process; proteolysis
Cellular component (GO): cytoplasm
Molecular function (GO): calcium-dependent cysteine-type endopeptidase activity; calcium ion binding
Source: RefSeq, a predicted model, not a curated record
GGACUCGACGGUCUCCCGACGUCGGUGCCAGCGCUGGGUGUCCACACAGGCCGGCACUGAUCAUUCACCACCGACCCGGCCCGGUCGCCGCUCUACCAAGACCCAGUAUUACACAGGAAGGAGGUGGGGGCCCAUCUCCUCAUCCCCAUUGGGUUUUAUUUUUAGCUUUCCCGGCUCAAGCCCCUCUAGAACGCUGUCACUAACACACACGCUCUCGCUCAGGAGAAUCUGCAGCCAGGGCAGUCCCGGAGAUCCAAGUUUCUCCGGGACCCCCGUCUCUCGGUCAGGAAGAACACCUGGCCACAGGCGAAGGAGCCCGGGACCCUCGGGGGCUCCGGAGGAUGGGCGAACCCGAGGCCGGGGUCCGGCCGGGGUCAGAGCUCGACUCUUGAUCGGGGCCUUUCGGCCCCGAGGAGAGCCCGGCGGCCACUUCCUCUUCGCCGUCGCUUCCCUUCCGCGGGGCCGCUCCCCCUCGCUCCCGCGGGAGACCCUGCCCUCUCCGCCGCCGCCGCCGGCCCGCCAUGCCGGUGGUCGUCGACCCCGCCGCGGCUCGGCGGACGGGCGCCAGGCCGGCCCCCGCCUCGGCUCACGGCACCAGCGCCGAGGCGGGGGGUCCGGGCCCCGGGGGGAUCUACUCGGCCAUCCUCAGCCGGAACUUCCCCAUCAUCGGGGUGAAGGCGAAGACCUUCGACCAGCUGCGGCAGACCUGCCUCGAGAAGAAGGGGCUCUACCUGGAUCCCGACUUCCCUCCCGACGAGACCUCGCUCUUCUACAGCCAGAAGUUCCCCAUCCAGUUUGUUUGGAAGAGACCCCCGGAAAUCUGCGAGAACCCCCGGUUCAUCAUCGGCGGAGCCAACCGAAUGGAUAUCUGCCAGGGCGAUUUAGGGGACUGCUGGUUCCUGGCGGCCAUCGCCUGCCUGACCCUGAACGAGCGCCUGCUCUUCCGUGUCAUCCCCCACGACCAGACCUUCACCGAAAACUACGCCGGGAUCUUCCACUUCCAGGUGAUGAGGACGACGACGGCGAGGACGGCGUUGCUUAGCGCCGUGCCGCGCACGUUCUGGCGCUACGGAGACUGGGUGGACGUGGUCAUCGACGACUGCCUGCCGACCUACAACAACCAGCUCGUCUUCACCAAGUCCAACCACCGCAACGAGUUCUGGAGCGCCCUGCUGGAGAAGGCCUACGCCAAGCUCCACGGAUCCUACGAGGCCCUGAAGGGCGGGAACACCACCGAGGCCAUGGAAGACUUCACGGGGGGAGUGACCGAGUUCUUCGAGAUCAAGGACGCGCCCCGAGACAUGUACAAGAUCAUGAAGAAAGCCAUCGAGAGGGGCUCGCUCAUGGGCUGCUCCAUCGACGACGGUACAGCCGUCACCUACGGGACGUCUCCUUCCGGCCGGAGCAUGGGAGACUCGAUUGAGCGCAUGGUGAGGAAUAUGGAUAGUUCCCGGCUGAGGCACGACGACCUCGACCCCCGAGGCUCGGACGACGGGCCGACCCGGACCGUCGUCGUCGCGCAGCACGAGACGCGCGCGGCCUGCGGGCUGGUCAAAGGUCACGCUUAUUCCGUCACCGGGCUGGAGGAGUCGCUGUUCAAAGGGGAGAAGGCGAAGCUGGUCCGGCUGCGCAACCCCUGGGGCCAGGUGGAGUGGAACGGCGCCUGGAGCGACGGCUGGAAGGACUGGGGCUUCGUGGACGAGGAGGAGAAAUCCCGGCUGCAGCAUCAGGUCACGGAGGACGGGGAAUUCUGGAUGUCCUACGAAGAUUUCACCAACAACUUCACCAAGCUGGAAAUCUGCAACCUCACGGCCGACGCGCUGGAGGCCGACGAGCUCCAGACGUGGACGGUGUCCGUCCACGAGGGCCGCUGGGUGCGGGGCUGCUCGGCCGGGGGCUGCCGCAACUUCCCAGACACGUUCUGGACCAACCCUCAGUACCGCCUGAAGCUCCUGGAGGAGGACGACGACCCCGAGGACACCGAGGUGGUCUGCAGCUUCCUCGUGGCCCUGAUGCAGAAGAACCGACGGAAGGACCGCAAGCUGGGGGCCAACCUCUUCACCAUCGGCUUCGCCAUCUACGAGGUGCCGGAGGAGAUGCAAGGAAACAAGGAGCACCUGCAGAAGGACUUCUUCCUGUACAACGCCUCCCGGGCCCGCAGCAAGACUUACAUCAACAUGCGGGAGGUGUCCGAGCGCUUCCGGCUGCCCCCCGGCGAGUACGUCAUCGUGCCCUCCACCUACGAGCCCCACCAGGAGGGCGAGUUCAUCCUCAGGGUCUUCUCCGAGAAGAGGAACCUCUCCGAGGACGCGGAGAACACCAUCGCCGUCGAUCGCCCUCCGAAAAAGCACAAGAGCAAACAGCAACAAGGAGCUGAGUGUGGACGAGGAGGAGGAGGAGGACGAGGCGGGCUCUGGAAAGCCAGAGAAACCCACCCAGCCGGCCCCGGGCCACGCGGACCAGGAGACGGACGAGCAGAAGCAGUUCCGGAACAUCUUCCGGCAGAUCGCCGGCGACGACAUGGAGAUCUGCGCCGACGAGCUCAAGAACGUCCUCAACGCCGUGGGCUACAAGCACGAGGACCCGAAGACGGACGGCUUCACGCUGGAGACCUGCCGCAGCAUGAUCGCCCUCAUGGACACCGACGGCUCCGGGCGGCUCAACCUGCGGGAGUUCCACCACCUCUGGGAGAAGAUCAAGAGCUGGCAGAGAAUCUUCGAACGCUACGACACGGACCGCUCGGGCACCAUCAACAGCUACGAGAUGCGCAACGCCGUCAACGACGCGGGUUUCCACCUCAACGGCCAGCUGUACGACAUCAUCGCCAUGCGCUACGCCGACAGGUCCAUGAACGUCGACUUCGACAGCUUCGUCUGCUGCUUCGUGCGGCUGGAGGGCACCUUCAGGGCUUUCCAGGCCUUCGACAAGGACGGGGACGGCAUCAUCAAACUCAACGUGCUGGAGUGGCUGCAGCUCACCAUGUACGCCUGAGCCCGGCCCGACCCGCCGCCGCCGCCGCUCCACGGCUCCCCGCCUCCGGCCCGCGCCGGACGCGAGACCCCCGGAGGGCCGGUGCCCGCGGCCGGCGAUCCUCUUGCCCCCCCCGCCGGGCCACCGGAGGGGCACGUCUGGGGGCGAGGGCCAGGAAAGCCGGGCCGGUCGCGACCGCAAGUCCCCCCCCGCCGACGCCCCACAGGAGACCUGGAGGGGGGUACUGAGGACACGGCGGGGGGCACGACGCGCGCCCGGCUUCCGCCCCCCCCCAUCCUCCCCGGGGGUGGGCCGGGGGGCGUCGGAGCUAAUAAAGUCUCGCCCGGUUUGGCCUCGGCG